AUUGGUGAUGGAAUCAAAUGCGGAGAAAGUCCACGCCGAAUGGAGUUAAGCUCCAAAUAAGCUAUGAUGCCAUCCAUUUCCUUUACCUCCACUUUUCUCUGCUCUUGCACCUCCCAACAUCCCUCUGCGAUAACCUAUUCUCAAUCCUCUAGAAGACCGUCUCACCCAGUCAGCGUCUCACGCAUCCCAUUAUGCUGUCCCGCUUUCCUCGAGCUCUCCCAGCGGCCAUCCGCCCGACCCUCCGCGUCGGCCGGAUCUCAACGCCAGUAGCUUCUCAUUUCCAACCCCAGGCGAAUCUGCCCCCUCGCUCAUCUCGUCGGGGCUUCCGUUGCACCCCUGCAGCUCGUAAGGGCAUCUUCCCUGACUCGUCGGACCCUCCGGCCCCCAACCCGCAAAGCAACAACGUCGCGGGCGCCGCCGGCCAUGUCACCGAGCCAUCGCCAUUAACAGACGGAGAAUACCAUGAAUACGCGGAACAUUAUCUCAAUGUGCUCCAGAGCGAGAUAGAGAAGGUGCAAGAGGAGGGCGCGGACAUAGAGGCUGAGUAUAGUGCCGGAGUAUUGAACAUCAUCCUUCCCAGUGCCGGCACCUAUGUCUUGAACAAGCAACCCCCCAACAAGCAGAUCUGGCUCAGCUCCCCUAUCUCUGGUCCCAAGCGGUACGACUGGGUUGUGGAGGGGGACCACAUGCACGAGAAGCAGGAUAGUAGGCCCUUUGCUAGUGGGCAAUGGAUCUAUCUCCGGGAUGGAUCGAAUUUGACGGACCUUUUGAACACCGAGUUGACCUUGAAUAUCCCGAAAGAUGUCUACUCUGAGGAACUGUGAUCUGCUUGCAGUGGUAUGCGACUGAGCUAUAGGAAGAUACGCCUAUGUUGCUCGGAUCAUGAAUACAUGGAGCUGUGGAGGUUGUAGGAUAUGAGAGCUCCCAUAACUGAAUCUUAGUGGAUUAAACAUUUCGGCAUCGAGUACUACACCAUAUACUUGUUGCGCAGACAUAAUACAAUAUGCAUAUUUGAAU
Molecule: messenger RNA, 1017 nt
Organism: Aspergillus pseudonomiae
Lineage: Eukaryota; Fungi; Ascomycota; Eurotiomycetes; Eurotiales; Aspergillaceae
Product: frataxin family protein
Exons: 2
Coding region: 192-824 (210 amino acids)
Biological process (GO): iron incorporation into metallo-sulfur cluster; intracellular iron ion homeostasis
Cellular component (GO): mitochondrion
Molecular function (GO): ferroxidase activity; iron chaperone activity; ferric iron binding
Source: RefSeq, a predicted model, not a curated record